AUGGUGGCCCAAGAUCAGCCCAUUGAGGUCGAGUUCUGCACCUUGGGGAUGUUUAUAAUUGAUGAUAUCGACUUCGGCGGUUCAAGACCCGGUGUCAAGAAUAUCCUCGGUGGCGCAGCCUCAUUUGCAGUCGUGGGCGCCCGUUUGGUCUCGGGGUCGAAGUAUGCACGAUCUGUGAGCUGGAUCGUGGAUGUUGGCUCCGAUUUCCCCUCUGAGACGCUUGAUGUAAUCAAAUCAUGGAACACAUCCUGCGUUUUUAGAGAGGACCCUAGCCGGCUGACAACGAGAGCCUGGAACGGUUAUCAUCCCGAUGAGAAACGAGACUUCAAAUACUUGACUCCGAAAUUAAGACUCGAGCCUGAAAUGUUGUCCGACUCACAGGUGUGGUCCAAGACAUUCCAUAUGGUCUGCUCUGCAUCUCGUUGUAUGUCUAUAGUGCAUGAUAUUCUUCAGCGACGAGAUGAAUUGCGAAAGGCAGGGAAAGCGCCGUCUGCCGCGCAUGCUUCUAAGCGCCCUAUCUUCGUCUGGGAGCCAGUCCCUGAUCUCUGUACCCCCGAAGAACAGGAAAAGUUCUUCGCCGCAAAUAAAGUCGUGGAUGUGGUGAGUCCUAACCACAUGGAGCUCGGUAUGAUGUUUGAUCAUCCUGGUUGGACGGAGAAGAGCCAAGAAGGCCGGCAGCUAGUCCAAAGGAUUACAGACUCCGGCAUUGGUCCCGAUGGAAACGGCAUGCUGGUUAUUAGGGCAGGAAAGGAUGGUAGCUACGCCUACUCAAAUUUCGCCAAGAUUUGGCUUCCCGCAUAUCAUCAACCUGAUGCCGAAGGUGCUACGCCUGUGAUCGACCCCACGGGUGCGGGCAACUCUUUCCUUGGUGCUCUAGCCCAGGGAAUGGUGACUGCAGGCCGAGAACCAUUUCAGGUUAUUGACUCUGUUCUAUCAAACUCCGAAACUUGGAAGAAAGCUCUUGAGUCUUGGGGUAAUUACCAACAUCAUCCUAUGGCGCUCAUUUGCGCAACCGUCGCAGCUGGCUUUGUGGUCGAGCAAAUCGGUGUGCCGCAGAUCGAUCCCGAUGGAAACGGAGAGGAAUUGUGGAAUGGGACUGAAUUCACGGAACGAGUCCGCCUGUACACGCAGCGAUUAUUGAGGACACUUGAAGAGUCUCCUCAGAGACAUACAUUGGUCAAUUGA
This is a messenger RNA of Penicillium concentricum, 1185 nucleotides long. Its product is annotated as ribokinase family protein. The transcript is spliced from 3 exons. Lineage: Eukaryota; Fungi; Ascomycota; Eurotiomycetes; Eurotiales; Aspergillaceae. The coding region runs from base 1 to 1185 and encodes 394 amino acids. The record is from RefSeq and is a predicted model, not a curated record.